UAUACACGAAAACGUCCUACAAACUUAAAUAAAAACCACAGCCGUAAAAUCACGAGCCCUAUCAUAGGAGCUCAUCUUCCUUUAUACGAUCUUAACAGCGUUAUAGCAUGCUAUUAAAUUGGAUUUUAUUACAUUGCUUAAAAAAGUCGUAUUUUGUCAAAUCUCAAUGUGAACGACUUCGUAUUUUAUACUAGGACUUAUUUGCACCUCUGUUCCUUUGUGUGACCAGCUAGCAAAAAGAAGGACGAUUUUUCAUACGAGUUGGAUUUUGGAAUAUAUUAAGAAAAUGAAGAUUACAUACUAUUAUCCCGCUGGAGAUGAGGAAACGUUCGAGAUGACAGAGGAGCAAAUUACAGUUGUGAGAGAUGUUUUCGAUAAUUACGUGGGAGAAGACGUGUAUCUUUCCGUCAAGAAACUUGGUGACAUCAUGAAAGACUUAGGCUACAAUCUCAAGAAACAGCAAAUCCGGUCCCUCAUGGAGACGUGUGACGCAGAUGGCAGUGGAACGCUGGACUUUGACGAGUUCUUGCCCUUAGUAGCGCACGAGAUGAAGAAGAAAGAAGACGAGAAAUUCUACUUUAAUCUGUUUAGGAUCCUCGACAAAAAGAAGAGGGGAUGGAUCGGUGUUAAUGACAUGAGGUACAUCCUAGAAGGAAUGUCAAAGGAGCUCGAACUUACCACUGAGGAGAUAGAUGACAUGAUAACUGAUAUCGACGAGGAUGGUAACGGACAAGUCAGCUUCCAAGAAUUCCUUACCCUGAUGACGUCAGAGUAAGAUAGCAGACGACAUUUGAUGCAAAUUCCAUUCGGGCACAUGCUGAUAUUAAAAGAUAGGACUGUUUUAUUGUAAGCAUGUACACAGCUGCAUGACAGUGGAUUUUGGACUAAGUUUAGAUGUUUAGAUUUCUCUGGAAAAUACUCGGAAUGCGUAUACUAUAGUGAACACAUUCAAAACGUAGGCUUAACUGCAAAAAUCAACUGAAUGAACUUCAGGAACUAUAUGGUGGUCCUGAAUUCACGGCUUGUGCAUCUGUUUACUAGAAUGGACAUGAACGAAGUCCAGUGCAUGGACUCAAUAACUGCCUCGUUUUCUGUUUAUUUGCAUCCUCCACUCGCGCUCAUUUGGACUGUUUUCCGUGACAGGCUAUCACAAGUCUGUUUCUACUUUAUCAUUCCACGCAUUUUCAAAAUGCGGGUAAUAGCCGGCCCAACCCAAAAUAUGUUCGUCAUAAGGAGUUGUUUGAAAAUUACCAUUUUGCAUGAUUCAGUUAUAUACUACAUGUUUGUUAUAAUAGAAACAUAUGCAGUUAAUCACAACCCCACAAGUGAUUAAUUUCAUGACGUCAAUGGGAGUCACAUCAU
Owenia fusiformis is the source of this 1362-nucleotide messenger RNA. Lineage: Eukaryota; Metazoa; Annelida; Polychaeta; Sabellida; Oweniidae. The record is from the annotation of a GenBank genome assembly.